AUGCUCAACGAGGACGAAUUGCGAGACGCGGUGCUGCUUGUGUUCGCCAACAAGCAGGAUCUUCCGAAUGCCAUGAACGCUGCAGAGAUUACCGAUAAGCUUGGUCUUCAUUCAUUGCGCCAGCGUCAAUGGUACAUCCAGAGUACUUGCGCUACCUCAGGAGAAGGUCUCUAUGAGGGUCUCGACUGGCUGUCCAACAACAUCCAGUCCAAGGACUAA
Closterium sp. Naga37s-1 is the source of this 219-nucleotide messenger RNA. The record is from the annotation of a GenBank genome assembly. NCBI's taxonomy places the organism in Eukaryota, Viridiplantae, Streptophyta, Zygnematophyceae, Desmidiales, Closteriaceae.